AUGAAACAAAGUCUGCCGUAUCAGAUUGACUUCUUUUGGGAACUGUUGUCUUUUUGGAUGCUGUGCACAGUCCUUGCCAACAAAUGUGCUGUUAGACAGGAAGUAGCUGACUGCAGUCAUCUGAAAUUGACUCAGAUACCAGAGGACCUCCCGACAAACAUAACAGUGUUGAACCUUACCCACAAUCAACUCAGAAGGUUACCAGCUGCUAAUUUUACAAGAUAUAGUCAGCUAAUUAUCCUGGAUGGGGGCUUCAACAGCAUCUCAAAAUUGGAGCCAGAAUUGUGCCAAAAACUCCCCUUGUUAAGGGUAUUGAACCUCCAACACAAUGAACUCUCCCAUCUUUCUGACAAAACCUUCAUCUUCUGUACGGGAUUGAUCGAACUCCAUUUAAUGUCUAAUUCAAUCCAAAGGAUUGAAAAUAAUCCCUUUAAAAACCUAAAGAAUUUAAAUAAAUUAGAUCUCGCUCACAAUGGCUUAUCAUCGACAAAAUUAGGAACUGAGCUCCAACUGGAAAAUCUCCAAGAACUUUUAUUGUCAAAAAAUAGAAUUUAUGCCUUAAGACGUGAAGAACUUGAUUUCCUUGGCAAUUCUUCUUUAAAAAAAUUAGAUUUGUCAUCCAAUCAAAUCAAAGAGUUCUCUCCAGGGUGUUUUCACGCAAUCGGAAAAUUAUUUGGCCUCUUUCUGAACAAUGCCCAGCUGGGCGCCAGUCUCGUGGAGAAUCUUUGUUUGGAGUUAUCAAACACAAGUCUUCAGAGACUCUCCCUGAGCAACGCCCAGCUCUACAGAACCAGCAACAGGACAUUUUUUGGAUUAAAGCACACAAAUCUCACCAUGCUUGAUCUUUCCUAUAAUGGUUUGAAUACCAUCGCCAAUGAUUCCUUUGCCUUUCUUCCACAUUUGGAAUAUCUCAACCUAGAGUAUAACAAUAUAGAGAAUUUGUCUUCCCAUUCCUUUUAUGGGUUGUUCAAUGUAAAAUACCUGAAUUUAAGACGAUCUUUUGCUAAGCAAAGACCUUCCCUUGCUUCAUUUCCCAAAAUUGAUGAUUUUUCCUUCCAGUGGCUAAAAUGUUUGGAGUAUCUUAACAUGGAAGAUAAUGACUUUUCAGGAAUAAAAAGCAAUAUGUUCACGGGACUGAUAAGUCUGAAACAAUUAAAUCUUUCUAAUGCCUUUGCAAGUUUGCGAACUUUAACAAAUGAAACAUUUUUAUCACUUGCUCACUCACCUUUACUCUUACUUAACCUUACCAGAAAUAAAAUUUCAAAAAUAGAGAAUGGUUCCUUUUCUUGGUUGGGCCACCUAGAAGUACUUGACCUUGGCCUUAAUGAAAUAGGGCAGGAAUUAACAGGCCAGGAGUGGAAAGGUCUAGAAAAUAUUGUUGAAAUCUACCUUUCCUAUAACAAAUACCUACAACUGACAAGUAACUCCUUCUCAUUGGUUCCAAGCCUCCAAAGGCUGAUGCUCAGAAGGGUAGCCUGUAAAAAUGUGGAUAUCUCUCCCUCUCCUUUCCACCCUCUUCAUAACUUGACCAUUCUGGAUCUCAGUAACAACAAUAUAGCCAAUGUAAAUGAUGACCUGUUGGAGGGACUUCACAAACUAGAAAUUCUGGAUUUGCAGCACAACAACCUAGCAAGACUCUGGAAGCACGCAAACCCCGGGGGUCCUGUUUAUUUCUUGAAAGGUCUUUCUCACCUCCACAUACUCAACCUAGAGUCUAAUGGCCUUGAUGAGAUCCCAGUGGAGGUUUUCAAGGACUUGUCUGAAUUAAAGAGAAUUUAUUUAGGACUAAAUAAUUUAAACAUACUUCCACCAUCUAUCUUUGACAAUCAGAUCUCUCUGAAGUCGUUGAACCUUCAGAAGAAUCUUAUAACAUCAGUUGAGAAGGAUGUUUUUGGACCACCCUUCAAGAACCUGACUAAUUUGGAUAUGAGUUUUAAUCCAUUUGAUUGUACGUGUGAGAGUAUUUCCUGGUUUGUUAAUUGGAUUAAUGGGACUAAUGCCACCAUAUCUGGGUUACGAGAUCACUAUCUUUGCAACACUCCACCUCAAUAUCAUGGUUUACCAGUGACAGUUUUUGAUACAUCAGCCUGCAAAGACAGUGCCCCUUUUCAACUCCUGUUCAUAAUAAAUACCACCAUGCUAUUGACUUUUAUCUUCAUGGUGCUGCUCAUUCAUUUUGAAGGCUGGAGGAUAUCGUUUUAUUGGAAUGUCUCAGUACACCGAAUUCUUGGUUUCAAAGAGGUAGACAGACAGCCAGAGCAGUUUGAAUAUGCAGCAUAUGUAAUUCACGCCCAUAAGGAUAGAGACUGGGUCUGGCAACACUUCUACCCAAUGGAAGAAGAGGAUCAAUCCCUCAGAUUUUGUCUGGAAGAAAGAGAUUUUGAGGCAGGUGUCCUUGAACUUGAAGCAAUUGUCAACAGCAUUCAAAGAAGCAGAAAAAUUAUUUUUGUUAUAACACAGCACCUACUAAAAGACCCAUUAUGCAAAAGAUUCAAAGUACAUCAUGCAGUUCAGCAAGCUAUUGAACAAAAUCUGGAUUCCAUUAUUUUGAUCUUUCUGGAGGAGAUUCCAGAUUAUAAACUGAACCACGCACUCUGUUUGCGAAGAGGAAUGUUCAAAUCUCGCUGCAUCUUGAACUGGCCUGUUCAAAAAGAACGGAUCAGUGCUUUUCACCAUAAGUUGCAAGUUGCUCUUGGAUCUCGAAAUUAAGCACAUUAA
Molecule: messenger RNA, 2718 nt
Organism: Elephantulus edwardii (Cape elephant shrew)
Lineage: Eukaryota; Metazoa; Chordata; Mammalia; Macroscelidea; Macroscelididae
Gene: TLR3
Product: toll-like receptor 3
Exons: 4
Biological process (GO): toll-like receptor signaling pathway; inflammatory response; immune response
Cellular component (GO): membrane
Molecular function (GO): protein binding; transmembrane signaling receptor activity
Source: RefSeq, a predicted model, not a curated record